Penicillium griseofulvum is the source of this 696-nucleotide messenger RNA. Its product is annotated as zinc finger MYND domain-containing protein. The transcript has 4 exons. Bases 1 to 696 code for a protein of 231 amino acids. The record is from RefSeq and is a predicted model, not a curated record. Lineage: Eukaryota; Fungi; Ascomycota; Eurotiomycetes; Eurotiales; Aspergillaceae.
AUGGGUCGAUGGGGAUGGCGUCUCUUCGAAUGCGAUCAGGACCUUGACGCCGUUUUCAAUUUAACCCAUGAACUAGGCAUCGACAUCGAUUCCUGGGAGUACAGUUUGAGCUCUAUGGUUCAUCAAACCGACAUGCUAGUACCGCCAGAAGCUAUCGCCAUGUACAACACUCCGGCAUAUGCGUAUCAACUAGCCAACCACAUCAUUCCAUACAUCCGCGAGAAGCUUGAUACCGAUAAUCUCGGAGAGCAGCUCUUCGCUGCCUGUCGCGCCAAGGAAAACGAUACUGAUGACAUCUCCCGAGAGCCCAAAUACCAGACUAUCAUCCUGGGUGCUCUGAUGAUGCGCUGUGGUGCUCGCAUCAACGCAGCGGGCAUGGAACAUCUACGUGAUAUAGUGCCCCAGGUCGUCUGCAGCCCGCGCUGGACGCCUUUCACCGACCUUAGCUUCAGAACUCCAGGAAAAGCUCAAUUCCUUGCUGCGUUGGAUCACUAUGAGCCUGGUGUUCCACGCAGCUUCCAGGAGCCUAGCUGCUUCACGUGUGGAAAGAUCGAGGCAGAUCUCGGUCGUAAGCCUCUGAAAUGCAAGAGAUGCAAAGUUGCGACCUACUGCGGCAAGGACUGUCAGACCGAGCAGUGGAACGAGCACCGCCCGAGCUGCGUUCCUCCCCACCGACGCCGUGUAACGAACGUCUGA